AUGAGUUCUUCGCGAUUUUCAGCAAAACGAUUAAAAUGUUUUGUUUCAUGUGCGGUCGCUGUUGGGGAACACAGAGCUCAGCUUGAAACUACAUCUACCAGCUCGCCUCAAGCAAAGUCACCGGCAGGAAGCAGCGCUGGCGCUGUCGCCAGUGCCUCCACCGCACCUGGAGAGCGUACGCCGACCGCACACAACAAACAGCUGCAAAAUGUUAAGGGACAAGAACACCCUCCGCAUCCUUCCAUGGCGUUCCUGCAGAACCGCUCCAUUUCUCUGGUGGACAUGUACAUCGACAACUCGGAGCCAUCGGAGAACGUCGGGCAAAUACAUUUCUCGCUGGAGUACGACUUCCAGAAUACAACCCUGAUAUUAAAAAUUAUACAGGGCAAGGAUCUACCAGCAAAGGAUUUAAGCGGAACCUCCGACCCUUACGUGCGUGUCACCCUUCUGCCGGACAAGAAGCAUCGUUUGGAAACGAAGAUCAAGCGUCGCACACUAAACCCACGCUGGAACGAGACCUUCUACUUUGAAGGGUUUCCAAUACAGAAGCUGCAGAGUCGGGUCUUACAUCUGCACGUAUUUGACUACGAUCGAUUCUCCAGGGAUGACUCGAUUGGAGAAGUAUUUUUGCCACUUUGCCAGGUGGAUCUCAGUGAGAAGCCAUCCUUCUGGAAAGCUCUAAAACCACCAGCUAAAGACAAAUGUGGCGAACUGCUGACAUCCCUCUGCUAUCAUCCAAGUAACAGUGUGCUCACAUUGACGCUUUUGAAAGCUCGAAACCUAAAAGCCAAAGACAUUAAUGGAAAGUCAGAUCCGUACGUUAAGGUUUGGCUUCAGUUUGGUGACAAACGUAUCGAGAAGCGCAAGACAGCUAUCUUCAAGUGCACAUUAAAUCCCGUUUUCAACGAUUCAUUCUCAUUUAAUGUGCCAUGGGAGAAGAUCAGGGAAUGUUCCCUUGAUGUCCAAGUUAUGGAUUUUGACAAUAUUGGUCGUAAUGAAUUGAUCGGGAGAAUACUUUUGGCCGGUAAGAAUGGCUCCGGAGCUACUGAAACUAAACACUGGCAAGAUAUGAUUACAAAACCUCGACAAACCAUCGUGCAGUGGCACCGUCUCAAACCAGAAUAA
Parnassius mnemosyne (clouded apollo) is the source of this 1125-nucleotide messenger RNA. The record is from the annotation of a GenBank genome assembly. NCBI's taxonomy places the organism in Eukaryota, Metazoa, Arthropoda, Insecta, Lepidoptera, Papilionidae.